Messenger RNA from Candidozyma auris, 1398 nucleotides. RefSeq names its product Zn(II)2Cys6 transcription factor domain-containing protein. The record is from RefSeq and is a predicted model, not a curated record. Gene Ontology annotation, biological process: regulation of transcription by RNA polymerase II. Gene Ontology annotation, molecular function: zinc ion binding; DNA-binding transcription activator activity, RNA polymerase II-specific. Lineage: Eukaryota; Fungi; Ascomycota; Pichiomycetes; Serinales; Metschnikowiaceae. Bases 1 to 1398 code for a protein of 465 amino acids. The transcript has 2 exons.
AUGGGCUGUCUUAGUUGCAAAAAACUCAAGAUCAAGUGCAACGAAGCUAGACCAGUGUGUGAGUAUUGCAGCUACAGAGGUAGACGAUGUGUAUACCCAGAUCUGUUUCAAGUGUCUAAGGAUCCUGUGAAGCAAGAUGUUUGGGAUUAUUACGUGCUGAUGUCGAGCUCUACGGACUCAACUCCAAUUGAGGACGAGAUUUUUUCCGAGUCGAGGAGCCUAACGUUUCAAAUGCUCCUAGGAAGCACAGCAGACCUGCUUCAAUUGCUGCGAUUUGAGCUACGAGUGGUUCGCUUCUUCAACGAUGUUUGUGUUCCCUUCAUGACUUACAAUGUCAAUAAGCGCCAUGUCUAUGUGUGGGAAAAAGUGAUCCCUCGCUACUUCGCUUCCUCGUCAGCAAUCAGGCUGGCAGUGUUGGCGAUGGGAUGCCUUACGAUCAUGCCAUUGUGCGGAUUGGGCAGUGUCUUGAACGAUAAGCUCAAUGCAGACGAGCUAACAAGGGAGUUGGAAGCUGCUAGCGAGACAUGGAAAGUCCAGAGGGUAUUCGCAGACGACCACUUGUUUGAGGGCGCCAAGAUGGAUAUCAAUUUGUUUACGAGAGCUUCUGAGUACUUUGGCGGCGCUCUUAACGGAUCCAAUGAGGCGCUUAUGAAGUAUCAAAGCCCAGAUAGGACGAAGCAAGAGAAGGUCAAUUAUCUAAAUGAGGCUUCCAUCUCAAAUUACUUAAUUUAUAGCUUCUUAGCUCUUCAACCUUGGAAGUUGAUACCCCUUGUGAGCUUUGCAGAGGACGGAUAUGAGCCAAAGAAUGAUUUGCUCAAUGUCGCCAUGGGAUUAAAGACCAUCGUUUUUAGUGACUACGACUUGCUUAUCACAUCUGACAUCGGAGACCUCUUUUACGCAGACGAAUUACAUUAUGUACCGCCCCGCAAGGUGAAAUUCGUCGAAGAUUUAAAAAACCAGUUCAACGAUUUUCUUGGUGGCAUCAGCUUCUUCGACAUAAGUCUGGAGAAGAGCGCUUUCAUCAAUGAUAUAAGACACUGCUUGUUGUUUCUAGAAAAGGCGUUUAUUUUGUCCGUCAAGUUCAAUUACCCUGUGAAUUUGUACAAAUGGCUCGUGAUGAUAUCACCUCAAUUGGUUCCUUACGUAAGAGAGAAGAACUUCUUCGCCCUAAGGCUAUUAUACGCUUACGCUUGCAUAUGUAUUCACGUCAGGCUUUGGUCGUUUGAACAUAGUGUUUGGAGGGAUUACAUUGUCUGGUUCAGGAAUAAAUAUUGGCCGUUGUAUGAGUUUGAUGAGAGACUCUUCCAUUAUGUGAUCACAAAGAAGAGAUAUGUCAACGACGAGAACUUCCAAACUCUCAAGAACUUUGAUGUGUGGUCGCAGGAAUUCGACUACUAG